AUGAACGGAAUAAAUCGCAUUUAAAAUCUUAUUAUAAAAGAUAAACAAUUAUGAAUUUCAUCACAAUAUUACCAUUGAAACAAACAAGAAUUUUAAAGAAGUGUCUCUUAGAACAAUAUUUUAAAAGAUAUUUGAGAUGUCAAGCAAAGCUUUAUUGUGUUAAACAUACUAGUCAUAAGAAUUCUAUUAAUUUAAAAGACCGUACUGUAAAACGUAAAGCAUUAAAAUUACGGAUAUUGGAAGAUAUCAAAGAAACGAGAAAGAAAGUAGAAGGAAUUAUUGAAAGAGAAAAUAUUUGGACUGUUCCUAAUCUUCUUUGUGUGGGUCGUAUGGUAACAUCGCCUUAUUUAAGUUAUUUAAUAUUAUCACAAAAUUAUCAGGUAGCAUUAUGGCUACUGGCAUUCGCAGGAGUUAGCGAUUUAGCGGAUGGAUGGAUUGCAAGAACAUGGUCGUCGCAAGCUUCUAAACUUGGUAGUUUUUUGGAUCCUGUUGCAGAUAAACUUCUUGUAGGAACUCUUUUUCUUUCUUUGGCGUGGGUAGGAUUAAUACCAGUGCCUCUUACAUGUCUUGUUGUUGCAAGAGACAUUGCAUUAGUUGCUGCUGCAUCUUACAUCAGAUAUCGAUCAUUACCUGCGCCCAAAACUUUGGCAAGAUAUUUUGAUCCAACGUAUGCGACAGUACAGUUAGCACCUACUAUUGCAAGUAAAUUGAAUACAGCAGUUCAAUUAGCUUUUGCUGCUGGGACCGUAGCAGCUCCUGUUUUUCAUUUUGUCAAUCAUCCCGUUCUUCAAGUUUUAUGUUAUGUGACUGCAAUAUCAACAUUUGCUGGGGGAAUUAGUUAUUUGACUUCUAGAAAUACGUACAAAUUUCUUAGAAAGAAAAAAAUCUCAACAAGGCCGUAAUAAAUACAUUUUUAUUAUUUUUUUUAUUAUUAUUAUUAUUA
Messenger RNA from Polistes dominula (European paper wasp), 943 nucleotides. It is a transcript of the gene CLS, whose product is annotated as cardiolipin synthase. The record is from RefSeq and is a predicted model, not a curated record. Gene Ontology annotation, biological process: cardiolipin biosynthetic process. Gene Ontology annotation, molecular function: cardiolipin synthase (CMP-forming) activity. Gene Ontology annotation, cellular component: mitochondrion; membrane. Lineage: Eukaryota; Metazoa; Arthropoda; Insecta; Hymenoptera; Vespidae.